This is a messenger RNA of Schistosoma spindalis, 2487 nucleotides long. NCBI's taxonomy places the organism in Eukaryota, Metazoa, Platyhelminthes, Trematoda, Strigeidida, Schistosomatidae. The record is from the annotation of a GenBank genome assembly.
AUGUCAAGCUAUGUCGCGGUUAAUAAUGAUGAGACUCAUUGUGAAUCACUAAAUUUAAAUGGAACUAUGCAUGAAAAUAAAUUUGUGACAAAUGUUCACUUAGGACGUAUCACAUUCAGUCGACCGAUUGCAGAUUGGGAUUCACUAAUGUCUAAACAUACUAACUCAAGCAUUAAGAAAAGUCAUUGUUGUUUAAAAUCAUUAUCAUAUUGUAGUAAACAACAAUGGAGAUCAUAUUCGAUAUACUUUAUCAAGUCUAUAUUUCCAUGCAUUGAUAUAUUACUACAUUAUAAUUGGCGAUCAGAUUUUUUGAAAGAUAUUUCCGGUGGUUUGACAAUAGGUGUUAUGAAUAUUCCACAAGGUAUGGCAUAUUCAUUGCUCGCUGGUUUACCACCUGUUUAUGGAUUGUAUAUUGGUUUUUUAAGUCCAUUGUUCUACGCAAUUUUUGGACGUUGUACACAAUUUUCUAUGGGUACAUUCGCUGUUGUAAGCCUACUGAUUGUUGGCCCAAUUGAACAACAUAGUUCAAAAGUUGCAGUUAAUCAUCAUAAUUCCAUCAUAAAUUCAAACUCCACACUAGUUGAAGAUAUAAUAACUAAAAAGUUGCCACUACAAUAUUCAGAACCAAGAGCAAUCGUAGCCGUGACGCUUACUUUCUUAGUUGGAAUUAUACAACUUAUUAUUGGCCUUUGCCAAUUGGGUACAUUUACGUCAUAUUUAGCGCCAUCAAUGGUAUCUGGUUAUACAUCGGGCGCAGGUUUUCAUGUGUUAAGCAGUCAGAUUAGUUCAUUGUUCGGUGUGAAGUCUGCAAAGAAAUAUCAAGGACCUGGUUCAUUUUUUAUGGUCUAUGUGAAUUUGUUCAAAAAUAUACGUGAGACAAAUUUGUUCACACUACUUAUAUCUGCUGCAUCGAUUGCGUUCUUAAUGAUCGUUAAAUUUUGUGUUGAACCCCUAUUGAAACGAUAUAUAGAUUUGAAGAUUCCAAUACCUAGUGAAUUGAUUUUGGUUGCUUUAGGCACUAUAAUCUCUGGUACAUUAAAUUUACACUCUACUAAGAAUGUUUCAAUUGUAGGAUAUAUCGCGAGCGGAAUGCCACAAGUAACAGCACCCCAUUGGAGCAUAAUUCCAGAUUUAAUUCCAGAUGCUCUUCUAAUUGGAUUUGUUAGUACGUUCCUGUCAGUUUCCUUAGUUAAAUUAUUCUCUUUAAAGUACAGAAAUAAAGUUAAUUUUAAUCAUGAAAUCUUAUCACUCGGUAUUAUAAAUACAUUUACAUCAUUUUUCUCUUGUUUCGUUCAAUCUGGAAGUCUUUCUCGUAGUAUGGUAUUAGCGGGAACAAAAACCAGAACACCGCUAUCAGGUAUAUUCAGUUCAAUGUUGAUUGUAUUUGUGCUAUUAUUUUUGGGCCCGUAUUUUGAAGCAACUCCAUCAUGUAUUUUAUCUGCUAUAAUUGUGGUAGCAUUGAAAAAUAUUUUGACACAACCGAAGAAACUACCAUAUCUAUGGAAUACUUAUAAACCAGAUUUUUUUCUAUUCACUGUAACAUUUCUGGGAACUAUCAUACUUGAUGUAACUUACGGUCUGUUAGUUGGUCUAAUCUCUUGUCUUAUUGUGUUAACGGAAAGACAGCGAAGUAUCAAAUUACUGGAAUUGUGCAAUAUCUCAGGCACAGAACUUUAUGUUCAUAAGCAUUAUGAACUAUUAACCAAAACGCAAAUAGAUAAAACUCAAUCUGAUUAUCUAUUGUCAUCGAUCAAAGCAAUACGUGUUCUAGGUUCAUUAAAUUUUUCAUCAGCUGAGAACUUCACAAAUCGCGUUUACAAGACAAUUAAUAAUAUGAUGCUAGAUGAAGAUUUCAAUUAUGAUAAUAAUAAUAAUGUAUCAAAUCAUCACAAUGCAAUUAAUGAUAAAAUACAAGAUGAAUAUUAUAAUCAUUGUCAAUUAAAUGAAGUAUCUGUGAAUACAAAAGAUAGUAAGAAUAACAUUUAUGAACUUGCGAAAAAUUCAAAUGAGAGGAAUGGAACAAAAACCGAUGAUAACUACAUAUUGAGAAAUAGUAAUUUUGUCAGUAAAUCAAGUGAUAUACUCAGGACAGAAAAAUGUAAUUUUUCUCAUCGUCAAACUGAAGCAAAUCUACCUUCAUUACAUGUUGACCUGCAUGACUUUCUAAUGCAGCACGAUGGGGAAAAAUUACGAAGAUUUCUUCUGCUGGAUAUAUCUGGAAUUACACACAUUGAUCCAGUUGGGGCUGCUGCACUCACUGAAAUACAACGAAAUUUAUAUAAAAAUAAUCUCUUUGUGAUUCUAUGUGGAGAUCCAACUCCAUUCAAAUGUCUAUCUGCAUGUGAUUGGUAUGUCUGCCCUGGAUUAAAAUCAAUCUACCCGACAUUAUAUGAUGCUGGAGCUGUUUGUGUUAAGUUUCUUUGUCAAGACGAAUCAAAUCCAAGGAGAAGUUCAGAAUCACGGGUAAAUGGUACAAAUAACGAAUAA